AAUUUCAGCUGCAGAUAAUAUGCCUAUAUCGAAAUCGGAAGUUACGAAGCAGGAGUCAACCAACGACACAGAGAAUCCGUUGGAAACAACUGAAAAAACUGCUCAGUCUAAUGAUAAUGAAGAUCAGACAAGUUAUGCUGAGCAGUCUGAGCCCAAAAAUCCUUCCGCACCAGCUUCAGAAUCACUUACACGUCAUCCCUUGCAGUGCCGAUGGGCUCUUUGGUAUUUGAAAGCCGAUCGAAACAAAGAUUGGGAGGAUUGUUUAAAACAAGUAGCUGUUUUUGAUACCGUUGAAGACUUUUGGGCCUUGUACAAUCACAUUCAAACGGCUUCCGGUCUUAAUUGGGGAAGUGAUUACUAUUUAUUUAAAGAGGGUAUUAAACCGAUGUGGGAAGACGAAAAUAAUGUGAAAGGUGGUCGAUGGCUUGUUGUUGUCGAUAAACAGAAACGGGCACAAUUGUUGGACCAUUAUUGGCUUGAGCUAUUAAUGGCAAUUAUCGGAGAGCAGUUUGAAGAACAUGGCGAACAUAUCUGUGGUGCGGUAGUAAACGUUCGACAGAAGGGUGAUAAAGUUUCUUUGUGGACACGUGAUUCACUGAAAGAUGAUGUGAACUUACGUAUUGGGCAAAUUUUGAAGGCAAAACUUGAAAUUCCUGACUCAGAACCGAUUCGUUAUGAAGUUCAUAAGGACUCAUCGGUGCGUACAGGUUCAAUGGUGAAGCCCCGUAUUGUUAUUCCAAUGAAAGAAACGAGGUAAAUAAGGACAGAGCUGUACUUGUAUACAUAUAUGUAUCUUUUUACCGCGACUGAUUGCUUUGUUAAGCCUUCAGUUGGUGUUCUUGUGGUUCUCUUUUUACGUUCUAAUGUAGUUUUUAUCUGAUUAGUUGCUUAAGAAUUCCCUAACAUGUUUCUUUUCCAUUGCAGUCAUAUUCACAGCAUAAAUUAUUUGGAAACA
Messenger RNA from Loa loa (African eye worm), 955 nucleotides. RefSeq names its product translation initiation factor 4E. Bases 20 to 757 code for a protein of 245 amino acids. Gene Ontology annotation, molecular function: translation initiation factor activity; RNA 7-methylguanosine cap binding. The transcript has 5 exons. Gene Ontology annotation, cellular component: eukaryotic translation initiation factor 4F complex; cytoplasm. Gene Ontology annotation, biological process: translational initiation. NCBI's taxonomy places the organism in Eukaryota, Metazoa, Nematoda, Chromadorea, Rhabditida, Onchocercidae. The record is from RefSeq and is a predicted model, not a curated record.